Corylus avellana is the source of this 3724-nucleotide messenger RNA. RefSeq names its product Regulator of chromosome condensation (RCC1) family with FYVE zinc finger domain-containing protein. Lineage: Eukaryota; Viridiplantae; Streptophyta; Magnoliopsida; Fagales; Betulaceae. The record is from RefSeq and is a predicted model, not a curated record. Gene Ontology annotation, molecular function: metal ion binding.
GCUCUUAAGGUUUUUUCAGAUGGAAUGGCAGAUCCUGAUAGCUAUGGGAAACAUGAGCGUGACGUUGAGCAAGCACUCGUUGCUUUGAAAAAAGGUACUCAACUAAUUAAGUAUAGCCGGAAAGGGAAACCUAAGUUUUGUCCAUUCAGAAUUUCUAAGGAUGAAACAACAUUGAUCUGGUACUCACAUGGAGAAGAAAGGAAUCUGAAGUUAUCUUCCGUCUCACGGAUUAUCCCUGGACAAAGAACUGCUGUUUUUAGGCGAUAUUUACGUCCUGAAAAGGAAUAUUUGUCUUUUUCACUUCUAUAUAAUAACAGUGAAAGAUCACUUGAUCUGAUCUGCAAGGACAAAGCUGAGGCAGAGGUAUGGUUAGCAGGCCUUAAGGCAUUAAUAUCUCCUGGACAACAUAGUAGACGUACUAGAAGUGAUAUUUUUGAUCUACAUAAUAGCAGCGACUUUAUUCAGAAUGGCCGUCCUUCUGGUGCAACAAUAGAGUUCACUUCAGGUAUUGCUCGAAGCAGGCCGUCUCUUGAUUCGAAUUCUCGUGAAUCUCCAUUGAAUUCAGCAAGCUCAGAUGUGGGGUCAGAACAUGCAAAAAUGCAACUAAGAACAAGUACUGGUGAUGGUGUCCGUAUUAGUGUUUCGAGCACCCCUAGCUGUUCUAGUGGAGGAUCUGGACCGGAUGACAUAGAAUCGUUGGGUGAUGUUUAUGUAUGGGGAGAGGUUUGGUGCGAUGGGAUUUCACCUGAUGGCUCUGUGAGCCCAAUUCCUACAAAAACUGAUGUGCUGACUCCCAAGCCCUUGGAGUCAAAUGUUGUUCUUGAUGUUCACCAGAUCGCUUGUGGUGUGCGACAUAUUGCUCUUGUAACAAGGCAAGGUGAGGUUUUUACCUGGGGAGAGGAAUCUGGAGGAAGACUUGGUCAUGGGAUUGACAGAGACUUCAGUCGCCCUCGUCUUGUUGAGUUCCUAGCAGUUACUAAUGUAGAUUUUGUUGCAUGUGGAGAGUAUCAUACAUGUGCUGUAUCUACAUCUGGUGAUUUAUUUACUUGGGGUGAUGGUACCCAUAAUACUGGACUUCUUGGUCAUGGCACUGAUGUUAGUCAUUGGAUACCUAAAAGGGUUACUGGUCCUUUAGAAGGACUCCAGGUUUUAUCUGUCGCAUGUGGCACAUGGCAUUCAGCUUUGGCAACUUCCAAUGGGAAAAUGUUUACAUUUGGUGAUGGAACAUAUGGUGUUUUGGGGCAUGGAGAUCGUGAGAGUCUCCCAUAUCCCAAGGAGGUACAAUCGUUGAAUGGACUGAAGACUAUUAAAGUGGCAUGCGGAGUAUGGCAUACUGCAGCCAUUGUAGAGGUUAUGGGCCACUCUGGUGUAAACGUUUCAUCUAGGAAGUUGUUCACCUGGGGCGAUGGUGACAAAUAUCGUUUGGGCCAUGGAAGCAAGGAUACUUAUCUUCUUCCCACCUGUGUCUCCUCACUUAUUGACUAUAACUUCCACCAGCUUGCUUGUGGACACACCAUGACUGUUGCCCUCACUACAUCAGGUCAUGUAUUUACCAUGGGCGGCACUGCAUAUGGUCAGCUAGGCAAUCCAAGCUCUGAUGGAAGGGUACCUUGCUUGGUACAAGAUAAACUAGUAGGUGAAUUUGUGGAAGAUAUAUCUUGUGGGGCAUAUCAUGUUGCUGUCCUGACAUCUAGAAGUGAAGUAUACACUUGGGGAAGAGGUGCCAAUGGAAGAUUGGGACAUGGAGAUCCAGAAGACCGUAAAUUUCCAACACUAGUUGAAGCAUUAAGAGAUAGGCAUGUAAAAAAUAUAUAUUGUGGCUCAAAUUUUACUGCAAGUAUAUGCAUCCAUAAAUGGGUAUCUGGAGCAGACCAAUCAGUUUGCUCUGGUUGUCGGCAAGCAUUUGGUUUUACUAGAAAGAGGCAUAACUGUUAUAAUUGUGGACUGGUGCAUUGCCAUGCUUGUAGUUCCAGAAAAGCAUUGAAAGCAGCAUUGGCUCCAACUCCUGGCAAACCUCAUCGGGUAUGUGAUUCUUGCUAUGCAAAACUUAAAGCUGCUGAGGCCGGUAAUUCUACUAAUGUAAAUAGAAAAGUUUCAGCCCCUCGCCGCUCAAUAGAUAGCAGGGAAAGAUUAGAUAGGGCAGAGGUAAGGUCUUCCAGAAUUUUACUAUCUCCCACUACAGAACCAGUCAGAUACCUUGAGAUCAAGUCAGGCAAGCCAGGGACAAGUUCGGAUUCUUCUUCUAUAGUCAGGGCUUCCCAAGUACCGUCGCAUUUACAACUGAGAGAUAUUUCAUUUCCAAGUUCGUUUAGUGCUUUUCAAAAUGCUUUGAAACCGGUUAUGCCAUUAUCACCUCAGCCUUCUAACUCAAGACCUGCUUCACCAUACUCGAGGAAACCAAGCCCUCCACGCUCUGUCAGUCCGGCAUAUUCGAGGAGUCUUAUUGAAAGUCUCAGGAAGACAAAUGAACUCCUGAGUCAUGAAGUGUCAAAGUUGCAAAACCAAGCUAGAAGUUUGAAGCAGAAGUGCGAUGCUCAAGAUGUGGAGCUUAAGAAGUCAUAUGAAAAUGCUCGACAAGCUGUUUCAUUUGCUGAAGAGGAAUCUUCCAAGUGUAGAGUAACCAGAGAACUUGUCAAGUCUGUCGCAAAACAGUUAAAGGACAUGAUAGAGAAGCUGCCCCCAGAGGUUUCUGACAGUGAAACCUUUAAAGCCAUCCAUUCUCAAGUUGAAGAUUUUCUAAACACAACUGCUACAUCUAAUAUUUCUUCUUCCUUGCCUACAAGCUUAGAGUCUGAUCAACAAUAUUCACUUCAUAAAACUCCAUCAAUCAAUGAGUCUUCUAAAAUGCUAGACAAAAGGAUAGCCCGCAUAGAUGUUGCAAGAGUUGCCAACUUGUCUCAGGAUGGGGGAAAUAUUCUUCAGGAGAGUAUUAGAUCACCAAGUUCUAAUACAAGAGCUGCUGUAUCUCAACAAAGCUCAGAAAAUGCCUCAAGAUUGCCCGGAUCUUCAACAAUGAGGAAUGGAGAAAAAGAAGUUAUUGAACAAUUUGAACCUGGUGUUUAUGUUACUGUCCUUUUACUUCCAAAUGGUACGAAAAUGUUCAAGCGAGUGAGAUUCAGUAAAAGAAGGUUUGAUGGGCACCAAGCAGAAGAAUGGUGGAGUAAAAACAAAGACAGAGUGCUUAGGAGAUACAGUCCAGCAACAGCUAAUCCUGCUCCAAUGGUUUCAUCUAGCACUUCAGCACCAACAAAUGAGGGAUCAUCAUCUACCACUCCAGCACCUGCAGAUGAAGGAUCAACCAGCACUCCAGCACCUGCUGCCGAGGAAAAUAAUGAGGCAUCAGCAUCUUCCCAAACUUAGUUUCUAACUUAGUCUCCUGCCAAUACUUUGUAGAAAGUCCAUUUAUGUGGCCAACUGCUUUUAGAUUGGCGGCAUUAAGGCCAACUGCUUUUAGAUUGGCGGCAUUAAGUCUCCAUUAGGUGUAAAACAUAUCCUUUGUUCAAAACAAAUUAGGGAGGACUUUAUUUCAGAAGAAUGGUACAGAAGAACAAACUCCAUAUCCACAGUGGAGAAACAAAGACCGUGAAGGUCGUGUAAUUAGAUGCAGAACAACUUACAUGUAAUUCUUUUAUUCAUUUUCUUCUUUUAUUUCUCUUCCUCUGCACUAUUUUUGGCAUCUAGUGAUUACCACCGUGGUUGUACAGAGUACUUUCUAGGUUUUCUA